Sphaerodactylus townsendi is the source of this 2314-nucleotide messenger RNA. RefSeq names its product perilipin-3-like. Gene Ontology annotation, cellular component: cytosol; lipid droplet. Lineage: Eukaryota; Metazoa; Chordata; Lepidosauria; Squamata; Sphaerodactylidae. Gene Ontology annotation, biological process: positive regulation of triglyceride storage; lipid storage. The record is from RefSeq and is a predicted model, not a curated record. The coding region runs from base 140 to 1480 and encodes 446 amino acids. The transcript has 8 exons.
GUCGAGUGUUCCAGUGGCGAGACUCUUCUGCGCAGCGGAGUAAUUCCUCCGGGGCAUCUUAAGAUAGUGGUGCUUGCCUUCAGAUUUCCAGAAUUGGAUUGAAAGAAGAAACGUUGAUUCUUUCUCUUCCAGCUGCACCAUGUCCUCGGAAGAUAACAUCACAAGCCCGACGGUUGCCGAAAACAAAGAGCCAGAGCAGCAGAAUGUGGUCACUCGAGUUGCCAGUCUGCCUCUGGUGAGCUCCACCUAUGAUAUGGUCUCCUCGGCUUAUGCCUCCACAAAAGAGACCCACCCCUACCUCAAGUCUGUCUGUGAUGUGGCAGAAAAAAGCGUGAAGACCCUCACGGCAGCCGCUGUGAGUGGGGCCCAGCCCCUACUGGCCAAGCUGGAACCUCAGAUUGCAACAGCCAACGAGUACGCGUGCAAGAGCCUAGAUAAAUUGGAAGAAAAACUACCCAUUUUGCAGCAGCCGUCUGAGAAGGUGGUCGCCAGCACCAAGGAGGUAGUCUCGAGUACUGUCAAUGGAGCCAAGAAUGCUGUGGCCAGCAGCGUGAGCGGGGUCAUGGACAUGACCAGGUCGGUGGUGUCGGGCAGCGUGAAUACCGUCAUGGAGUCCAGAGUGGGUCAGAUGGUGGCAACCGGCAUGGAUGCCGUGCUGGAUAUGUCAGAAGACUUGAUGAAUCAGUACCUCCCUGUGUCAGAGAAAGAGCUGUUUGAAUUGGCAGCUUCAGUGGAUUGCUCUGAUCUGGCGGCCCCUGUGGAGCAGCCGAGUGAGCGUGAGAGCUGUUUUGUCCGCCUGGGGUCUCUCUCCAGCAAAAUCCGCCACCGGGCCUACCAGCAAGCAUUGCACAAGCUGUGGAACGUCAAGAAGGGCACUGAAGUCUCCCUCACUCAACUCCACCUGAUGAUCGAGCUGGUAGAACACAUCAAAGAAGGCGUGGGCCAGAAACUCCAAGGAGGCCAGGAGAAGCUGAACCAGAUGUGGUUGGAGUGGAGCAAGAAGCAGGCAGGGAGCGAAGAGCCGGUGGAUUCUUCAGUGCAGCCAGAGGUUGAGUCGCAGACCCUGGCCAUGUUCCGUGGCGUGACCCAGCAGCUUCAGGGCUCCUACUCAGCUCUCAUAUCCAGCGUCCAAGGCCUUCCAGCCGGCAUCCAGGACAAAGUCCAGCACUUCCGCCACACCGUGGAAGACCUCCACUCAUCCUUUUCAACUGCCCACUCCUUCCAGGACGUUUCGGCCGCCAUCUUGGCUCAGAGUCGUGAGCAAGUCACCAAGGCGCGGGAGGCUGUGGAUGACGUGCUGGACUACGUGGUCUCGCAUGUUCCCCUCCCAUGGGUGGUGGGGCCUUUUGCCCCCAGCUUGGUAGAGCUUCCAGACGCUCCCACUUCCAAGGUGGAAGAUGAUGUCCAGGCCUCUAAAGAACCGAAGGGGAAGCUGGGCAGCCCACCGAAAGCACCUUCUGAGCCUAAGAAAGACAUCUAGGUUUACGUCUCAGUUUACCAGAAUGUCCAGUGUGGCCUUGUACAAAGUUUUUUGGGAGUUGUGUUGGAAAGGCUUUGGGUGCUAGAAGAACGUGUGGUGUUAACACUGCUGUGAAAGUCUCUCUUGAGCUGUAACGUUCAGAUGUGCCUUCUAACCAUUACAAUUGAUGUGAAUGACCACCUGCAACCUCUUUUAGGGUUGGCUGGCUUGAGUAAGAAUUGAGUGGCUAGAAUUGUACUAAUUUUUUCCCCUGGAUCAGUUGAUUUCUGCAGGAUCUCCAGCAUCCAGAUGUCCAGGGAAAUUGGUUUUUCUCUUUCUACUCGAAGGGCAUUUACAGCACCCAGAAAUACACACUUUUGGGCUGGGCUAUAGUGAAAGUUCAGUCAAGAAUUACAUGGGCUGCUAGAUCUUCUGGAUGCGUUGUUUUGUGUGGAGGGGUUAAGAUGUUCAACUGAUUACUGCCUCUAAUGUGCUUUGGGCAUUUUAUGAAAAACUGAGAAUUGUUGGUGCCUUAAGUAUUACUGAAACAUUCUGUCCUUCAUUCUGUCCUUCAUUCACCUUUGGGUCUUUUUCUAACCAGAGUUGCACGUUUGAACCAUUCUGGGCAAGCCCCGAGAAGUCUAUGCUCUGUGUGCUAUUUUGAUCUUUUUGUCUUGUGAGGAGCUGUUGCCCUCAUGGUGUUGAAUCUUGAUAAUGGGUAGAUUUGGUUACUACAAGCAGUGUGGGCAGAAUGUAGAAAUGGUUCUCCUCGCCCAAAUGAAACUGAUAUGUGUGUUCUACCUUUUUGCAUAGCGGCCAGUGUCUUGUUAAAAAUUAAAACUUUUCUAAUCAGCA